Molecule: messenger RNA, 2783 nt
Organism: Gracilinanus agilis (Agile Gracile Mouse Opossum)
Lineage: Eukaryota; Metazoa; Chordata; Mammalia; Didelphimorphia; Didelphidae
Gene: LRCH1
Product: leucine rich repeats and calponin homology domain containing 1
Exons: 19
Coding region: 164-2269 (701 amino acids)
Molecular function (GO): protein binding
Source: RefSeq, a predicted model, not a curated record
GCGGGCAGCCACCUCCGCGCUGGUGCCCCAUCCCCGAGCCGCUGCCUUCCCGUCUGCCCCGGUUGAGAGCGGCUCAGCUCGAGGCACCGUCUACCCCUCCCCCGGGGGGCGUAGAGACCCCCCGCCAACGCGGAGGGGCGGGGUAGGGGGCCAGGGGAAGAAGAUGGCGACGCUGGGCAGCGAGCCCCAACCUUUCGCCCCUGCGCUCCCAGCUGCAGCUUUGCACCAGCAUCAUCACCAUCAUCAUCACCAUCAUCACCAUCUUCAGCAUCACGGCGGGGCUGGGACCGGCGCUGGCGUUGGGGCCGGAGCCGGGGCGGGGAGCACCGGAGGAGGCUACAACCUGCCUCUGAACCGAGGUCUGGAGCGGGCGCUCGAGGAGGCGGCCAAUUCCGGGGGGCUCAACCUCAGUGCCCGCAAAUUAAAGGAGUUUCCCAGGACCGUAGCCCUCGGACACGACCUCUCGGACACGGUGCAGGCAGAUCUCUCUAAGAACAGAUUGAUUGAAGUUCCCAUGGAAUUGUGCCAUUUUGUGUCUCUAGAGAUACUAAAUCUGUAUCACAAUUGUAUCAAAGUUAUUCCAGAGGCCAUCAUCAACUUGCAGAUGCUGACUUACUUAAACUUAAGUCGAAAUCAGCUGUCGUCAUUGCCAGCCUGCCUGUGUGGUCUCCCUCUCAAAGUCUUAAUUGCAAGUAACAACAAGCUUGGAUCUCUUCCAGAAGAGAUAGGUCAACUCAAACAGUUAAUGGAAUUGGAUGUCAGCUGCAAUGAGAUCACAGCUUUGCCUCAGCAGAUAGGACAACUGAAAUCUCUAAGAGAACUGAACAUCAGAAGAAAUUACCUUAAAGUUUUACCACCAGAACUUGUAGAUCUUCCCUUGGUAAAAUUUGACUUUUCCUGCAAUAAAGUGCUCGUGAUUCCGAUUUGUUUUAGAGAAAUGAAGCAGCUGCAAGUGUUAUUGCUUGAGAAUAAUCCCCUUCAGUCCCCUCCAGCACAGAUUUGUACAAAGGGAAAAGUGCACAUAUUCAAGUAUCUGAGCAUACAGGCCUGUCAGAUUAAAUCAACAGACUCACUUUAUCUUCAUACUAUGGAAAGACCAAAUUUACAACAGCAUGUGGAAGAAAGCAAGAAAGAUUCUGAUUCAGGAGUUGGAAGUGAUAAUGGAGAUAAACGUUUAUCUGCCACUGAGCCUUCUGAUGAAGAUACUGUCAGCCUUAAUGCACCAAUGUCAAAUAUCAUGGAAGAAGAGCAGAUUGUAAAGGAAGAUUCAUGUCAUCGCCUUAGCCCAGUCAAAGGGGAAUUUCAUCAGGAAUUUCAUCAAGAGCCUUCCCUUUUGACUGACAAUAAUAACUCAGGAGAAGAAAGAGAACAGUUCACAGAUGAAACUGAUGCCCUGUCUACUAAAUUUAUUAGCUAUAUCAAGGGCAGAACAGACGACUGUGAUGAAUUGUUACGGAUAGAAGAGGACACACACUGGCAAACAGAGCGAAUGAACAACUUAUCAGAUAACCAAGAUGUGGAUAUAGCAAUGAUAGACCAACUUAGAGAAGCAGUAGAUUUGUUACAGGAUCCCAACAGAUUAGCUACAGAUAUUACAGAGAGAAGUGUCAUGAACCUCUAUCCCAUGGACUCAGCAACAACCUUAGAAUUACAGGAUUCUACAAUAAAUGGUCAGAUACAGCUAGAAUCAUCUCCUGAUUGUCAGGUGCAAAAUGAUCUGGCUUUAGGAAGUAUAGGGAUCCGAUGUUCUCAAAAUGAGAGUAAAGAGAACUCCCCUGCCAUCUCACCUACUGCAAAUAGCACAGCCCCAUUUGGACUGAAACCUCGAUCAGUGUUCAUGAGACCACAGCGGAAUUUGGAAUCCAUAGAUCCUCAGUUUACAAUUCGGAGGAAAAUGGAACAAAUGAGAGAAGAGAAAGAGCUUGUGGAGCAGCUUCGGGAGAGCAUUGAGAUGAGACUAAAGGUCAGCUUACAUGAAGACCUAGGAGCAGCUCUGAUGGAUGGCGUGGUCCUCUGUCACCUUGUUAAUCAUAUCCGUCCUCGAUCCGUAGCAAGUAUUCAUGUCCCCUCACCAGCAGUGCCCAAACUCAGCAUGGCCAAAUGCAGAAGAAAUGUGGAAAACUUUCUGGAAGCAUGCCGAAAAUUAGGAGUUCCAGAGGAAAAACUUUGUCUACCGCAUCACAUCCUUGAGGAAAAAGGCCUCGUCAAAGUGAGCAUUACAGUUCAAGCAUUACUAGAUGUCACUAUAACAAAGGCAUUAUUCACAUGAAACCACCAUCUCUCCUGUAAAUCACCCCAACUUCUCUACCAGAGGUCAAGAACUUUGCUCCUGAAUUCAGUUACUCCCUUCCCACAGCACUCCUCCAAAUUGUCAGUCCAGAAGCACAUUGAAAAUACUUCCACUGGGAGGGAGAGAUUCUUCCUUUCCGACCUGAAAUCUAGCCAAGAGACUAGCCAAGAAUGUUGCCACCAAGAACCAGCAACUAUUGAGAAAUGAGCACUUCCAAUGUACGGAGCUUUCUCCCUCCCUUCUAUUCAUAUUCACCCGCUGCCUUUACCAAAGCACCAAGGACAGCUGUUUUUGCAGCCAAAUGCAUUCAUUUUAUUAGUACCAAACUCAUACAUUUUGGGGGGAGGGGAGUUAGGGGUUUUCACCAUCAGAUUUUUUCAGGAUGUUGCUUCAGACCCAUUGCCUUUUAAAAACUAUUUAGAACAUACAAAAUAUUUAUAUAAAUAUUAUUUAUUAGUAAGUUGUUAUUCAUCCUUUGGAUGCAAAAUGUAAA